CUCACAGAGGAGUCGAAGGAAAGUCCAAUGGAGAAAAUGUGUUGUGCCUUCAAGACAUUACUGUACAGCUGACAGUGCUUUUGCUGGAAACUUUAAUGUUUUUACUAGGAUUCAGAUUAAAAGUCAUCAGUUUUUCCCCUCUUGCCAACUAUUUAUCCAUUCACCAAUUUUAUUUCCUAAGGAUUGAUAUAUCAGGUACUAUGUUAUUUAACUAUAAUCUGAUUUAGAUUUGAAGCUUAUGUGGCAAAUAUUCAUGCUAGAAAACUUUGGAUUGUAAGAUGAUAAGUGAUCUUAACUUUAUUUUUGUUGAUUUUUAGUGUAAUGGCCAUAGUUCACUCUAUGAUAAAGGAAGGCUGCAAAUACAGAAAAACUUCAGUAUGCAUGAUUGUUUGAGCAUAAAAGAAAAAACAUCAGUAAGAUGGCCAAGGAUAGAAAGAUGGGGAAAGAAGGAAAGAUGGGGAGGGUGAUGAACAAAAGCUGAGGAAGAGAAUUCCAUGGAGAUACAUGGAAAAGGGUGGAGCUAGCACCACUGACUUAAGAGCUGAGUGACAGCCCAAAGGAUAUAAAAGCCUGGUUGGGCAAGAUAGGGAAAGCAGCCUGAACCCUAGGGAAGGCACACAGGUACAGCUUAGGAGGGGACAGCAGAAGCCAUUUCCAAAGGCUGUAAUACCCAGAGAAGCAGACACCAGGUCCAGGAUGUUGCACCUCUUCUCUUUCCACCUCUUAGGAGUUUGGCUGCUGCUGCUGAGCCCCACUUCUGGAGUGGUACCUUCUGGAUGGUUGGAUGAAGUUAUUAAGCUAUGUGGCCGAGAAUUAGUCCGUGCCCAGAUAGACAUUUGCGGCAAGCUCUCUUUGAGAGCCAUGGCUUUGGCCCAGGAGGAAGAGAGCCUUCGGGGAUCUGGACCAUCCACAGAAACCAUGCUAUCCUCUAUCAACAGAGAUGCAGACUCCCAAAAUAUGUUGGAAUUCAUUCAUAAUUUGCCACAAGAGUUGAAGGCAGCACUGUCCAAGAGCCAGCCAUCAUUACCACAGCUACAACAAUAUGUACCUGCAUUAAAGCGUUCAAAUGUUGGAUUUCAAGAGCUUAAGAAAACUAUUCAUAACAGACAAUAUGAAGCAGAAGAUGAUAGUCAUUCUGUAUUAAAAUACUUAGGGUUGAAUACUCAUUCACCAAAAAAAAGACAGUUUGAUACGUCAAUGAGUGAGAAAUGUUGCCAAGUUGGUUGUACCAGAAGAUCUAUUGCUAAAUCAUGCUGAGAUGAAGUUAAUGGUGUAUAUCUCAUCAAAUUUCCACAUAUAUUCUUGAUGAUAUUUCUCUGACGCUUCUUUCUGGUUCCCUUGAUUACUGGAC
Molecule: messenger RNA, 1351 nt
Organism: Heterocephalus glaber (naked mole-rat)
Lineage: Eukaryota; Metazoa; Chordata; Mammalia; Rodentia; Bathyergidae
Product: prorelaxin
Cellular component (GO): extracellular region
Molecular function (GO): hormone activity
Source: RefSeq, a predicted model, not a curated record